ACUUUUAUCUGCUGUCAUGUGUCCUGUUCAGUUUCCUUGAAUAGCCUUGUAUUUUCGUUGUGGCUAAUUUAAAUUUAAAUCAUUGAAUUUUAUUGCAUAAAUUCAAGAACUGUUAUUUGAAAUAUUAAAUCAAUUGUUCCAGUAAAAAUAAUGGGCAAAACUGGUGUCGUCGCCUUCUUAAAAGACUUUUAUUAUGACCCUUUCAAAUGGUCAGUUGUGAAGAGCGUAGGUUUCUUCACAGUGGGUGUUGUGAUUGCAAGCGAGUGUACAGGCUUAGAAGUGAUGCCUGCAGUGCCACAAUAAAUAUAUUUUACUUAUUUUAAAUUAUAAAUAAUUAAGAAAAUAUAAAAAUGAUUAAAUAUCUGUUUAUGUUAGUUAUUUCAAGUGUAGUUUGCGAAGAUGCGUCGCGACCUAAUUUUCUUAUCAUCCUUACCGAUGAUCAGGAUUCAACUCUCGGUGGAAUGAAUCCAAUGAAGAAUGUACAACGGUUCAUCGGUGAUAAAGGAGUCACGUUUAAAAAUGCUUACGUAACAUCGCCGAUCUGCUGCCCAAGCCGAGCGAGCUUUCUAACAGGCAUGUACGUACACAACCAUCUCACAGUCAACAAUAGCAUCAGUGGCGGCUGCUACGGACGUAUCUGGAAGAAUAUUGAGUCUAGAACGUUCGCUACCACGCUUUACGAUGCAGGGUACAAGACAUUUUAUGCCGGAAAGUACUUGAAUGAGUACGGGGUAAAAGCGGCGGGCGGACCUGAACAAAUCCCGCCUGGGUGGUCAGAAUGGCACGGUCUGGUUGGCAACUCUGUUUAUUACAACUAUACAAUAUCUAACAACGGUGUACCAACGCACUCCACAGAUCUCUACCUCACAGAUAUUAUUAGAGAUCUGAGUAUCAGCUACAUCGAGAACCAGACGGGAUCGGAACCGUUUAUGAUGGUGUUGGCCCCGCCCGCACCGCACCAGCCCUUCACCCCCGCGCCCAGACACAAAGGCGUCUUCGCCAAUGUCACCGCACACCGCGCGCCUAACUUUAAUAUAGCUACCAAGGACCGCCACUGGCUGCUGUCAAUGCCGCCGUCUCCACUACCAGACAACAUGUUGUCGGAGCUGGACCGCGUUUACCGUUCGCGGUGGGAGGCGUUGCUGAGCGUUGACGAGCUCGUCUCUGACGUCAUCGAGGCUCUUGACACCAACUCUCUGCUCGAGCACACAUACGUCAUAUACACCUCGGAUAAUGGAUAUCAUAUGGGUAUGGAUAACAUUAACACGAUAAUUUUAUUGGUCACCAAAGGUCUCAAUCUGAACCUAUAUUUAUUUCAGUAUAUUACACUUAACAAAUCCGAGUCCGGCAGCGAAAGUAAUAAGAAAUGUUAUUAUUUCCAGCAAUGUUAUCCUGAGUACGCUUGCAAGUGCCAGGACGCGAGGAACAAUACGUUCGGUUGUCUGCGUCACAUCGCCAAGAGGAUCAACAUGAAGUACUGUCUCUUUGCCGAUAAUCAGAGUUUUACAGAGAUGUACGAUCUGUUCACGGAUCCGUACGAGUUGACGAACAUAGCGCAACGAGUGCUGCCCUCUGUACGGCACUGGUAUAAGCUGACGUUAGCCCGCAUGCUGGCCUGUAGGGGUAGCGAAAACUGCGAUAAUCCACUAGAAACACCCAGUAUCGUGUUUUAAUAUUUUUGACAGCCCUACUAUGUAAGGUGGUAGUCGCAAAAUACUGUCUUGUGUUGACAACCCUAGCGUUAAAACUGUACACAACUUCCUUAAGAGGGUAGUCACACAACACUUAUAUUUUGACAACCCUAGUGUACAAAAUUGUAGGCAACUUCCUAAAGAGGUUAGUUAAAAAUACUGACAAUAGUGAAUAACACAUGUGUUACACCGACAUUAUUGCCAUCCCUCUCAUUCUCUUUUAAUUAAACAGGGAUAGCAAAGUGACAUUAUAAAUUUAACAGGCUAUCGAGGCUAGUUAUAAAAUACAAGUUAGGAUUGUCACAAAAUGAAUAGCUGGGCCUCUAACAAAAUGAGAUUUCACCAGCUAUUACAAAAAACCAAGUUGUUCCAUGAGGGUUGUCACAAAAUAUACUUAACAAGAAUGUCCUAGGGUUGUCAAAAUUGACAUUUGUUGAAGAUAUUUUUGUUAUGUUGUUACUGUUUUAUAUUCAGGAUACUUUUAGGAUGAACUUUGCUUUAACUGUGUUUAUUGUUCCAUUGUUCUUAGCUAUAGUCAUUUUAGUUAUAAAAUUUAGUACAUCUCUUAUUAUUUGUAUUCCCAAAAUAUUUUGAUCACGCAUGUAAUA
Messenger RNA from Papilio xuthus (Asian swallowtail), 2299 nucleotides. RefSeq names its product N-acetylglucosamine-6-sulfatase. The record is from RefSeq and is a predicted model, not a curated record. The transcript is spliced from 9 exons. Gene Ontology annotation, biological process: glycosaminoglycan metabolic process. Gene Ontology annotation, molecular function: N-acetylglucosamine-6-sulfatase activity; glycosaminoglycan binding. Lineage: Eukaryota; Metazoa; Arthropoda; Insecta; Lepidoptera; Papilionidae. The coding region runs from base 351 to 1673 and encodes 440 amino acids.